UCCAUUUAGUAUUUAGAUUUAAUAUUAAAUGAGUAUUAAUUAAUGUUUUUAAUGUUUAUUUGGAUGAAAUGGUUUUGGAAAACAACUACCGUAAUAAUGGUGACAAUCAUUCAAAGUGUAUUUAUUUUAGACGAUAGGUACACAUAAACACUUGGCGUUAUUCUGAUGCUUGUAUAAAUGAUUGCUUUUUAUUUAUCUGAAUAUAACAAUAGAACUGAAUUCAUUAAUUAGUAGUAGAAGUAACGUGAUUUAAAAUAGCUUGUAGAAAUAAUGAAAACAAAAUUACCUAUUGGUGUAGCAAUUUUCCAGAAAAACCAUAUUAAUCAAUAUGAGCAGCAAGCUUAAAAAUUUGCCUAAAAAAAGAAAGACAGCAUUGUUUAUCAAUAAAGUAUUUUACCCUUAAGCAUCCAAAAAAAUCAUCAUUAUUCUUAAUAAGAAAUUAAAAACUUAAAAAAUAAUUCUGAUAAGUAUAUCAGUUGUUCAAAUAUUCGUGAUUAAAAGAGUUCAGUAUUAAUUUAGCAGUUUCCCAAUUAGGAAACUAAAUUAGAUAUAGAUAUUCGCUUUAUAAAUGAUAUUCUAUUUUAGCAAGCUUUUAACAUAACUGAUUAAUAACAACAAUAGUAUUCGAAUAAUUUUUGUUCUAAAGGACUUGAUGAUUCACAAAUAAAGAUGAAAAAAAGUAAUUCAUCUUCUAAUUCAAACAGCAGCAGCGGUCAAAAAUCUCAAAAUAUAAACAUUGAUAAUAAUUUAAGUAAAAUUAGAGAAAAGGAAUAUAGCAGUGGAAUGAAUCAUUCUCGUUUUUCUAAUAAAUACAAUGUAAGUAAUGAUAAUGUAUUAGAAAUGAAAAAUCUUUAUACAAAUAAUAAUAAUAUCACAGAAGCAAAUAAUCUACUUCUUACAGAAUGCUAUGAAAAAUAAAAGAGAUAUAAUAAUUUUAGAAUUAAAGAUAAAAUUACUUAACAAUCUGUUCAUUAGUUUUUAGAAUCGUUAUAUGUGCCUUAAAGAUAGAAUAAUCCAAAAAAAUAAUAUAACUCUAAAAUGUAAAACUAAGACGAUGAAGAUUAAAUAGGGUUUUACACUAAUUUUGCAGAAGUAAGAAGACAACAGUAGGAUAACAGAUCCAGCAGCGGAUAAAAAAUAAAUUUUAAAUAAUUGAUAAAUAACUUUUUUUAGGCUAAUGAAGAAAGCCCGACUCGCUCGCAAAGAUUAAAUAAUUUUGAUCGCAUGUAUUUUAAUUGCUAACAAAUCUUGGAUAGACCACGCAAAGAAACAAAGGCAGAUUUAGCUGCCAGAUCUAAUAAUAAUGAUGAUAACUUAAAAUAAUAUGAUAUAAAAAUUACAUCUGUAAUUUUGAAUGGUGAGCCAGCAUUAAUUGUAAUGAUUAAUGAUUCUACUGACAGAUUUAUUAUGUAGUAAAUGAAAGAAUCAUCGGAAUUUAAAUCCUAGUUAUUGAAUUAUAUUUAGCAUAUUGCUAAAACGCCGCUUAACUCUAUAAUUUAGCUAAGUGAAACGAUGGAGUAGUGGUUCCCUCUCUCACCGAACAACAAAUAAAUCUGCAACGAUAUCAAAGAUAACUUAGAAAUAAUAAAGAAAAAUGGGCUGAUUCUUCACCACUAAGUACAAAGUAUCAUAGAUCUUUAAUAGAUAAAUUGCAAUUCUAAAAUACAAAUAAAGACAGAUCUUAUAGAUUUAUACACAGUUAUUAGAGAAGUUUAAGAGCUAUUUUAGACAGAAAUUGAAGGUAAACACUUAAAGUUUGAGAUUGAUCUAGAAGAAGAAAAUAUAGAGAUGCAGACAGACGAAAACAGAUUAACUUAAAUUUUAAUUGAAAUGAUAGGAAAUUCUGUUAAAUUUACCAAAGAAAAUGACUCAAUAAAAAUUCAAGCUUCAAUAUAAAAAACAUACACAGUCAGUUUAAUUUGUAUAACGAUUAUUGAUACAGGUUCAGGAAUGUCUCCUGAGCAAGUUGCUAUAAUAAACUCAAGCGCUUCAUUAGAAAAUAUACCUGUUCCUAAUAGUCAUUUCAGAUAAGGUCCUGGAAUUGGCUUAGAAGUAUCUAGGAAAUUAAUAGGACUAUUAGGUCCUUUUUCUAAAUUUAACUUAAAAUCUGCUGUUGGAGAAGGAUGCUAAUUUAAAUUUUGGCUUUAUAUGAAUUUGAAUGAAAAAGAAGCUGCUGAAAAAAGCAACAGAAUGAUGAGAAAAACUUCAGAUUUAAUCUUGGAAAAGGAUGAUAUUCCAUCUUAUGAUAAAUUUGUGAUAAGUAAUAAAUUAUAACACAUGGAGAUUAUGAUAGAUCCUUUCAGCAUAAUUCCACAAGUUAUGUACAGUAACAAAGAUUUCAACCAUUUCAUACAAUCUAGGAGGUCUUCAAAGUAAUCAGGAGCUUCAUUUUCUCCUAAAUAAGCUAGAACUACAGUAGGAGGAGUCUUAGGUUACAGCUCUUCUUUUUCCAAUAACAAUUAACUUACUUAGCUUUAAAAUUAGUUUUUAUUGGAGCAGUAAACACUUUAAGCAUAGAUAAUGAAAAAAAGAAGUCUUUAUAGAAUGAACUACUCUCCUUAAAUUGUGAUAAGAAAAAGAGACAUGACUUUAAAUACAUACAUGUAAGAGUAAUAGAAAAAUCCACUUGCAAUUUAUAUCAAACCUAAAACUUCUUAAGCGAAAUUAACUCCAAGUAAUUCAUAGAAAGAUUUAAAUAAUGAAUAAACCGAGGAAGAUAAAAUCAUCAAAGAAAAUUAAUCAGAAAAUGCUAAAAAAGAUGACAAUAGCUUAAGUUCUCCCAAAAAGCUUGAAGAAUUUAAUUAAAAUAACAACAAAUGUACCCCAGUUGCUUCUAAAAAUUUGAAUAGCUAAUUUAAAAAAAAUAUUUCUAAUUUUAAUUAAGCUCCUUAAAAUUAAAAUCAUUCUAAAGCAACUACUGCAAUGAGAAAAUUAAAGUCAAAUGUAAGUUUAGAUAGCUUGGACACUCUUUUGAGACCAUUCAGGCACUUUAAUAAAAAGCAUACUUUACAAAUGAGAAGUAAAUAAGAGAGUAGCAAGUUUUAAAGAUCAAACAGGAAGUUUUUAUCAAACAGCUAUCAGGCGAGCUAAGAAUAUCAUAGUACUACUCUGUCACCUUGCAUAAAAAAAUCUACUCUUACUAAUUAAUCCCAACAAGUUGUAAAUUCUCAAGUACUUAAUGAAACAAAAAAUUAUUCCACUUACUUCACUUAAGCUUUAGAUAAUAAUAAUUACAACAAAAUUAGAAGUGAAAGUUAGUUCAAAAAGAACCCCUAAAAUUUUAAAAAAACAUAAUAUCACAGAAACUAAUCGAUUGAAGAUCCAUUCACUUAGCUUCUAAGAAAACAAGAUCAUCUUUAUAAAAGUACAAAGUUAAAGGAUCUUUCAGGAGAAGAAAGCGAAAAUGACGAAUUAGAUGAAGAAAAUGAAGUUGACGAUACAGUUAACAGCUAAAUCGAUGGAAACGCUAAUUAAAACUCAAUCAUUAGUUAAAAUUUAAAGAAUAGCAAAAAGCUCUUAUCUUUAAGCAAGGGUUUUUUGAGUCCUAGAUCAAAUAAAGAAGGCUAAUCUGGUACUGAGAGUCAUAAUCUUGUUUAAACAACUAGAUAUUCUAUUGAUAAAAAACAUUUACAAUCGCCUCUUUCUGAAAAUUUAAAUACAGAGAUAAGCUUCCUUUAGUUAGAAUUAACUGAUGAAUUUGGUGGUUAUUAACAAGAAAAAAAUGAUGUAAGAAAUCUGAAUAUAAAAUCAAACGAAAAAGUUUUUGUCAAUAGAAAUUAAAAAAAAAAUGCUGGAACAUUAAAAUAUGAGAAUCAACAAUAACAAUUUACUUUCAACACAAUAAAAAAUUCUAAUUUUUCUUAAAUAUCAUUAAGAAAUUUAGACUCUUGUAUAUAAAUUUAAGAAGAUAGACUGAGUAUAGUAUCCUUGCAAUCUAAUAAUUCUCAUAAAUUUUCUCGUCCCCAGGAAAAAUCGCAUUAUCACUCUCUAACUCACAUACCUGAUUCUGCUACUAAUUAAAGUCCUAGAAUGAAAAAGAGACAUGAAUAAAAAAGUAGUCUGAAAAAACAUAAAAGACAAAGUCAUUCACCAAUAGAAGCUUUGCCAACAUAACAAAAUGAUAAUUAACUUAGACUGCCUGUGGGGAAAAAAUGUAUACUCAACACCACUAGCUUUGCUGAUAAGGAAAAGAAUAAUAUUUAAAGUGGAGCUAAGCAUGCAAUUGCAACUUAAGGAGUGUCAUUUUUGCUUCCAGAUUAAAACGAAUACGGAAAAAUGAAUCAAAAGGAACCAAGGAUAGUAAACAUUUAGAUAGAAAAAACUUAAAUUUCUAAAAAUGAAGGUGAAAGUACUUUUAGAGAAUAUAUUGAAGAUAAACUAACUCCAGGCAAAAAUAGGAAGAGUCUGCAAUAAUCGAAUAGGGGAAGUAUUGAUGGAUAGAAAUUUAAUUUUAUUUAUUCAUUAGAUAACUUGGUACCCUUAACUGAAAAGGUACAAUCGCCAAACAGUAAAGAAUAGAUUAAUGAAGGUAAUUAAAACUAGAAUAAUACAUAAAUUAGAACAAAAAUAUUAAUUAAGAAAGAUACUGCAAAUGAUCCUUAAUUAUUAAACAUUUAAAUAAAUGCUUUGGAUAAUACUGAAUAAAUAUAUUCUAGUUAAGUCUUAGAUGAUUAAAAGUCAUAAAAUAAAAUGUUUUUAAACACUUACUAGUAGAACAUUCAUUAAUAACAAAGACAGUAGCAAUUUACUGCCAAUUAAGUUGUUAAGAGCCAUUCAUCUAUAGGAAACAAACAGGUAAAGCCUACUAUGAAUACAAUAAUGAGUCAUGAUAUUGAUCAAGACAUAUUCGAUACUCUAUUUCCAGAAGAUACCCUAAUCCUUAUUGUAGAUGAUACUACAUUUAACAGAAUAGUACUCAAAUAGAUGUUUAAAAGCUCAUAAAAUAUAGUUAUACAAGAAGCUAUUAACGGGUAAGAUGCUAUAGAUAAAAUAAAAACCCUGAAAGAAACAUAAAAUAGAACUUUUAACUUAAUAUUUAUGGAUCUAAAUAUGCCAAUCAUGGAUGGAUUUGAAGCUCUUAAGCAAAUAUAAAAUCUAAUUCAUUAAAAAUAUAUCUCAUGGGUUCCUGUAGUAGCAGUAACAGCUUAUGAUACUGAAGUCGAGAAUUGCAGAAAUAAGGGAUUCGAUGGAUUCAUCUCAAAACCUGUUCGUAUCAAAGAAAUGGUUAGAAGCCUUAUCAGAAUAAUAAGUAUUAUUGAGGCUUCUCAAGAACAAUAAUGACUGAUCAACCAAAUAGUAAUAUUAUAGUAAAUUUCUUAAUAAAUUAAAUUACUAAGUUUAUAUAUAUUAAAAAUACAUGCAAAAUUAAUUUAUUCAGUUUUAUGUUUGUUAGAAUAUUGCCUAAAUUAGCAUUUUUAUUCAUUAUU
This is a messenger RNA of Tetrahymena thermophila SB210, 5426 nucleotides long. RefSeq names its product response regulator receiver domain protein. Gene Ontology annotation, biological process: phosphorelay signal transduction system; phosphorylation. Gene Ontology annotation, molecular function: phosphorelay sensor kinase activity. The annotation marks the transcript as partial. The transcript has 6 exons. The record is from RefSeq and is a predicted model, not a curated record. NCBI's taxonomy places the organism in Eukaryota, Ciliophora, Oligohymenophorea, Hymenostomatida, Tetrahymenidae.